AUGUGGAAACAAGCGCCUUGUGAUGCACAGGCCUGGAACUGCUCCGCACAGCCCUGCGAUGCCUACGAAAAGGCGAGACGGAUCUGUGCGGCUUCCCUGCGAGAAGAAGGCUACCCGUGCUAUUUCUAUCCACCAAGCGAGGAGGCCGGAAUGCGCGAUUCGCCUUUCGAGUACCCGGAGCUGGCUCACGAUCAGUUCACGAACUUGUCAGGUUUCGCCUUGGGUUAUACGGGGACGUUCAUAUUUGUGUGCUGGUUGCUCCGACUACGACUCAUCCAGCUGCAGCAGCGUGCUGUGUACUAUCUGUGCUGCUCAUGCACACAUCCUGGAGAACUCUGCCUCUUCAUCACGUUCUAUGUCCUGAUGUUCGUCUGGCUCAUUGCCGCGGAAGUUCUUAUCUUCGUAUUCCUCUUCCCAGAUUGGGGCCCCAACAGCCUGUGGGGAGCUCUUCGGUUCCCUGAGACUUUGGAGGGCCUCACCGUCUCUCAGUACUCCUCCAUGGAUGGCUUCCCGGAGAUGCCGGUGCCGGGGUUCUUCAACGCGGCUCCAGCCUGGGUCAAGCUGGUCCAGUUCUUGAUCUUCGUGGCUGAGGUGUACAUCCUGUGCUAUGUCCUGCGUGCCCAUGCAUCGAAGCUCGACGAUUGCCGCAAGUUCUGGUAUCGCAAGUACCAGCGCAUCUCUCGACACGGAAUGGCCGACGAGUUUCGCUGGCUUCAGGUGCAAGACCCUGAAAGCAAUUCUGACGCUUGA
Molecule: messenger RNA, 750 nt
Organism: Symbiodinium sp. CCMP2592
Lineage: Eukaryota; Dinophyceae; Suessiales; Symbiodiniaceae
Source: the annotation of a GenBank genome assembly